AGGUAGAAGAAGUGGGUCAAAACUACUCUAUUUUCUUCUUAUAUAACCCAUGUUAAAAUUAGUAGAAGUCAGUAGUGGAGAAGCAAAGAGAAAAACAAAAAAAAAAAAAGAGGCGACAAAGUGCAUCAAGUAAAUUGAAGAUUUUGGCUUCAGAUUUCGAACGUUCUGAAACUUUGAGAAAGGGCAAGGCGCUUGCGGACCGACUAUAUUCGGAUUCAUUGGUUGAGAAAGUGUUCCAGAGGCUCAGACACGACCUCAACUCUAGAGUUGACAACAGAUCUUGAUUCGAAGGGUGCACACUCCGUCUUCAGGCUGCCACGGGUCAUCUUAGUUGUUAUUGUCCAUCUUUCGGGCAAUGAAACACUCCUAAUUUACUUUAUUUGGAAAUCUCUUUUGACAUGAUUUUAUUUUCUCCUUCACUUCUUUCACUGCCUCUCAUCCAUUGCACUUCCCUGUGUUGUUAUUUUCUGUUGCUCUAUUUGAUGGAAAACAAGUCACUUUGUGAUGAUAACAUGGAGGAGGAGGAAGCAGAGUAUGUAUUGCUUGAUCUGGAUGGCAUUUCUUCCGAAGUUCACAUUCCCCCAAAUGCACCAUAUGUUCUCUCGGGUCUUGACACAUUGAACCCCAUUUUGAUCAUUGAUGGCAAAAUCAAGCUGAUUGGAGAGUAUGAUGAGACUAUUGGGACAUGCCUUGUUUUUAACGAAAGUGUCAAUACUCGGGUGAUUAGUCAGUAGAAAUUGGAAUCCAUUAGAGAAGAGAUCCAGGAUCGGCUUUCCAGCAACUACAGUGUUAUAUUGAACAAGAAGAAUUUGCCCAUGUCCCUUGUGUAUGAGCACCAAUAAGAAAGGAAAAGCUCAUCAUCUUGACAGUGAGCCUGAGCCUUUUGCUGAUGCUUUAGGACCUAAAAAAAAGAGAAAACACCCAAAACAUUUUAAUUCAUUAGCCAAAAAGGCACCCAAACCAUUUUGAUUCAUUAGCCAAAAAGGCCGACACAUUAUGAAAUAAGACUGUUAUUUCUAGAUAUGCAUUCUUAUACCGAUCAAAAGAAUUGUUUCCACCUUCUUGAUAUGCUCUUUUAGGAAUUAGAUGGAAACUUUCUAAGAGUGCAAAAUGUUUGAAUCCAUCGUUAUUAUAUCAUCUAGUAAAUAAUUUUUUAUUUUUUUCAAGAUGUCCCUCCACGGUUCAUAAAAAGACAGACCAUCUAAUUCCAACAAUUGCUCCCAAGAGUCUGAGUUCUUUCAAGGAUCAUGAGAGAGGGAAGCCAAAAUAAGAUUAGAUAACUCAGUUUUUUAGUUAAUUUUAGUAACCUGGUAGUUAAGUUCUGAACUGUGCUGCUAGAAUAGCGAUUAGUCACCGUUGCUGCUGGUUCUGGACUUAGAGGAAACAACUCCGCGAUGAGUU
Molecule: messenger RNA, 1401 nt
Organism: Capsicum annuum
Lineage: Eukaryota; Viridiplantae; Streptophyta; Magnoliopsida; Solanales; Solanaceae
Product: general transcription factor 3C polypeptide 6
Exons: 8
Coding region: 399-734 (111 amino acids)
Biological process (GO): transcription by RNA polymerase III
Cellular component (GO): transcription factor TFIIIC complex
Source: RefSeq, a predicted model, not a curated record